AUGAAGGCGGCGAGAGCCCUCAUGGUGGCGUCAACGGGCGGAGCGGUGGCGGUAUCAGUGGGGCUCUUGGCGCUCUCGAUCUACCUCGCGCUCAGGUCUGCGUGCACCCUCCGCUCCCUGCUGCUCCGUUCCCAUCCGCGCUUCGCCGCCAUUGCGCGCCUUUGCAUAUCUCAACGAGCGCGCAGCGCUUUCUGUUUCACGCGCCCAUCCACUCCCCGCGACCCCUCACCCUCCCGCCAGCCUCCCCGUCUCCGCACCACUCUUCCCCCCACCAGCGGUAGUGGUAGCGCGUGCGCGCAGCCACUGGACGCGUCGAGCAACGCGAUGGGCGCGGUGCUGCUGAGCGCAAGCAUACUGGGGCUGAUCGGCGCGCUGGCGCACGAGGGGUGCCUUGAAUUCCUCUUCCUCUGCUGCUCCGCCGCCCUCACCCUCGCGCUCUUGGCAUACUCAGCGUUCGCCCUGGCAGUAACAGCGCCAUCCCCCAGCGCCACGGUGGGCGCGGCAGGGCAGGCGGUGUACAGCGUGGCGGGCUUCUCGUCGUGGCUGCAGGGGCUGGUGGCGCAGCCUGAGGCAUGGGAGGCCAUGCGCACAUGCCUGGUGUCCAACAGCUCCUGCCCUGCCCUGCCACCUCCUUGGAGGGGUGCUGGGGGAGAGAUGGGAGGGAUACACAAAAGCAGCAGCAACAGCAGCAGUAUUGCAGCUGCAUCCGGUAGCUCUGGCGUCAAGAACCCAUCAGUCAUACAGAGUGGGUGCUGCUUUUCCCCCGCCCCGUGCAGCACGAACACAACUCUUUCCACGACACCUAUCCUGUCGUCUGCCCCAUCACCUGCGCCAUCAGUCGCCCUCUCACCAGUAGCACCAGCAGCACUUCCUGCACCCUCCGUGGCAAAGUCAUCGCACACUGACAACCAUUUGCAACCAACCAUCCGGACCACUGCUGUUCGCGCCAAUUCCACAUCGUUCUCAGAUUGCACCAGCGCUGACCCAGGCGGUGGUGGGAGGUGUUUCAGCUGCGACACAUGCAAGGCAGCGCUCCUCAAGGUCGUGAGGGACGACCUCUCUCUCGCUGGCUGCGUGUGCCUCACUGUUUCCUGCCUGCUGGUCGUGCUGUUGGGCGUGGGAGGGUAUGGCACGCGCAAAGGUCGGACGGUCACGAUGAGGACGGAGAAGUUACUGACGGCGAUCGCCAACACGCUCAUCCUCUGCCUCGCGCUCGCCCUCAUCGGCGUGUCGCUCUACACCACGUGGAGCUCGCCGCCCAGCACGUGCCUGAUCAUGUACCAGACGCCGCUGAUGGCGAUCGGCGCGGCGCUGUUCAUCGGCGCGCUGGUGGGGCUGCUGGCGCUGGUGUGCGACAACUCGUGCCUCGUGUGCAUGCAGCUCACCGUCUCCUUCACCGCCAUGUGGGCCCUCCUCGCCUUCGCCAUAUUCGCGCUGGUGGUGACGGGGCCGGGCGGCGCGUCAACGGAGAAGAGCCGCGGGUUCACGGUGUUCGAGCCGGCGCAGUUCAGCGCGUGGAUGCAGCAGCAGGUCGCGGGGGACCGCUGGGCUCCGCUCGCCUCGUGCCUCAGCGGCGCGCGCACGUGCGGAGACGUGCGGAACUACAUCGGGCGCAACCUCAAGAAAGCGCAGCUCUCCCCGCUCGAGGCGGGGUGCUGUCUACCCCCCCAAGGCUGUGUGCUGGGCGGGCUGAACAUGUCAGCGCCCGUCUACUACUCCUUCGCCUUCGACCUCCCCACCAUGCCCAAGCUCCCCCUCCCCUCCGCCGACGCCGCGCCCACCGUGCAGCGCAGCACGAGCAACUGCAGCGGGUUCAGUGCGGAGCCGAGCCAGCUGUGCUACAGCUGCCCGUACUGUCAGGGCGGGCUGCUCACGCUGCUGCGCGACAACCUGCGCAUGGAGGCCUUUGUUGCGCUCGGCGUGUUCAUCGCCGUCUUCAUGCUGCUGCUCAUCGCCUGCUUCGCCUACUGUGGUGCCCGCCCCGAUGACGACGAGGAGACGGGCAAGGGCAAGAAGACGGAGAUCAGCCUGGCCAGGCAGCAGACGUUUGUGAUUGCCGAUCAGCCGCCAGCGCAGCUGCUGUCCGUGCCGACCUUCCAGCGCACCCUCACCAUGGGGGAUGGCGGUGGCGGCGGGCCUGCGUUCACCCGCAGUACGACCAUGUGUGACAACAGCGGUGGUGGCGCUGCCGCUGCGGCGGCGUCGAAUGCGCAGUUGUCGCGCACGCUGACACGCAUUGAGCAGGCUCUGGGGGCGGACCUACAGCAGUUCAAACGCUCCAACACCAUGGCUGGUGGUGGCGGGGGGUCGGAGCAAAGGGAAUUCAACCGCACACGCACGUUCCAGUCGAGUGCAGAUGGGUACGCGGAUGGAGGGGUCGGGAGGGAUGCAGAGGGGCAGAAGGGGCGGCUGCUGGGGAGAAUAAACACGCUGGAGUCGUCAAAGGGAUCAAGAGGAGGCGAGCAUGGCACUCACCGCAGCAACGCGUCCAGGCGGGGCGAGGGGGGGUCGAGAGAGAAGCUUUCACAGAGUGGGAGGGGCAGACACCGGGACUAUGAUGAGGAGAGUGCGAGGGACUCGGAUUACAUGUCAGAGGAGGAAGAGUACUACGAGGAUGAGGAUGAUGUGGAGGAUGUUGACCUGUAUGACUAG
Molecule: messenger RNA, 2652 nt
Organism: Closterium sp. NIES-65
Lineage: Eukaryota; Viridiplantae; Streptophyta; Zygnematophyceae; Desmidiales; Closteriaceae
Source: the annotation of a GenBank genome assembly